UGCAAUGAGACUCCACGUCGCAAUGUUUACAAUGACAUCAUCCACCCUUCCACGUGUAACGUAAACAUUGUGACGUAAAUGUUUAUUUUGAAAACGCUAUAAUUUGCAUAUGCGCGACCCUGGUCGACCUCGAAGAUCGCAACUCGACUAGACUGACUCGGCUCAGAAUAGGCGAUGGUACGGUGCUGAAUGAUCAGUAACAAUGGCUGAGAAGAAAGAAGAGGAUAACUCAUUGACUGAUGCCAUCUUAACCAAGUAUGGAAACAUGGAAUCAGGUCUUCAUGACAUGGGAAAAGUUCAAGUCUAUUUCAGUGCUCCAGCCAAGAAAAUACAAUCAUCAAAAGAUGACACGAUGGAUCUCAAACUUCCCAGAAUCUUGGUCCUGAAUCGAUACAAGAUCAGAAAUGCUGGAAAUGAAGAAAGAUUAGCUGAGCUCUGUAAAUCUGUUACAGAGCUGGACUUGGCUGAGAAUGCUUUAGAUAACUGGAAAGAGAUCCUGAAAAUUGCCGGUCAGCUUCCAAGAUUAGAAUUCUUCAACCUCAGCUCCAAUCCAUUACACUUAGCCACACCCUUAGCAACACCAUUAGCAACCACUAGUAGUCUAGUCAACAUGGAGAAUAUACAGAGACUGGUGUUAAACAAUACCAAACUACACUGGGAGUCCAUACACAGUCUGCUUACAGUCAUGCAAAGGUUGAAGGAGCUUCAUCUCAGUCUGAAUGAGUUUAGCAGUGUUUCAUCAGGUGACUGCACUCAUGACAAUCUCAAGCUACUUCAAUUCAAUAAUAAUCAAGUGAAGGAGUGGGAAGAUGUGAAGAAGCUUGGUGCAAUGUUCCCUGGCCUAGAAACACUCAUACUCAUGGCGAACCCUAUCUCAAGACUAGGAGCUAGCCCUGGAGAGGCGUUCCCUAAUCUGAAGGUGGUGUGUCUGAGCGAGACAUUGGUAGAGUCAUGGGAUGAACUAGACAAGUUGAAUGAAUUCCCAUCUCUGAAAGAAGCCCUGGUGAAAGGAAUUCCCUUGCUAUGUGUGACAGGGAAGGGAGAUAAAGCAGAGAAGCAGAUAAGACAGCUGGCUGUCGCUAGGUUAGGCAAGCUGGAGAGUCUCAACAGAAGUGUUAUUACAGAGCCAGAGAGGGAGCAAGCAGAGAGACUGUUUAUUAGGAAGUUUAGACAUAGUGAUGUCAGACCUGCUAGGUAUGAUGAACUGAUUGCUAAACAUGGACACAUUCAAGAGCUUGCCAAGGUUGAUUUAACCCCACGCACUACAUUCAACUGUAAGAUCACGUAUGAUGACAGCUCCUAUGAUAUCAUCGUCAAUGUGAAGGAUAAUGUUAGGCAACUCAACAAGCAAAUCAGAGCAAUCGUCGGUCUACCAACAAACAAAUUCCGCACGUAUUUUAGUUCUACCGAUCCAACACACUUGAAUAAUAAUGAGUGGCUUCGCUACCCAAAUCGUUUCUUGCAUAAUUACAAGAUUGGUGAUGGUGAUAUUUUUGAUAUUGGCCCUGCAUAGUGAAACUUUUCAAUUGAAGAUCUGGAUACUGGCUACUACUAGAAGCUACGCAGGAUGGAUUUAUAG
Strongylocentrotus purpuratus (purple sea urchin) is the source of this 1579-nucleotide messenger RNA. Its product is annotated as tubulin-specific chaperone cofactor E-like protein. The transcript is spliced from 6 exons. Gene Ontology annotation, biological process: protein folding. Bases 203 to 1513 code for a protein of 436 amino acids. Lineage: Eukaryota; Metazoa; Echinodermata; Echinoidea; Camarodonta; Strongylocentrotidae. The record is from RefSeq and is a predicted model, not a curated record. Gene Ontology annotation, molecular function: alpha-tubulin binding.